Molecule: messenger RNA, 3327 nt
Organism: Fukomys damarensis (Damara mole-rat)
Lineage: Eukaryota; Metazoa; Chordata; Mammalia; Rodentia; Bathyergidae
Gene: Slc24a1
Product: solute carrier family 24 member 1
Exons: 9
Coding region: 1-3204 (1067 amino acids)
Biological process (GO): calcium ion transmembrane transport; intracellular calcium ion homeostasis; long-term synaptic depression
Cellular component (GO): membrane
Molecular function (GO): calcium, potassium:sodium antiporter activity; calcium channel activity
Source: RefSeq, a predicted model, not a curated record
AUGGGGAAACUGAUCAAGAUAGGGCUGCGGAAGAGGCAGUUACUCCAUCCAAAGAGGUUCCGUUGGAGUCGCCUCCUCUUCCUAUUGGGAAUGUUGAUCAUCGGUUCUACCUAUCAGCGCCUAGGGCGACCUCGGGCCCUGCUCUCACUGCGGGCAGAAGUCUCUUCCCAACAGCCUAUAAAACUGGUCAGCCGGGACCUCCCCAGUGAUGAGAUGGUAAUGGUGAGCAGUGAGCCUCCAAAAGCUAGCUCUGGAGUGGAGGGUGGGAUGAAAGCAUCCCAAGCUACAGUGGGCAGGCGUCAAGUACCGCCCAGCAGGACCAGGGAGAACACCCCCAGUCCACCCAGAAGAACAGCCAAGAUCAUUCCAACAACAUCAAAGAACACUCACAGCCUGACAGCAGCAAUUUCAGAGAGAACAAAGGAAAACACCCCAACCACUAGAGUACUGAAUCGUGACACCCCAACUUCAGACAGACCACCAGUAAAAAAUGAUACCCUGACCCCCAGGGAAGAAAUGCAGAGGUACAGCCCAACUCGAGCCAGGAGAAAAGGAGAGCGGCACACACCCUUCCCGGUGAAGGGAACAGUACACAUUUUCACUCCGUCCACAUUCAUGACAAUGGAGAUGAGCCACGGGGUCACCCCCAGCACAAUAGCACAAGACAGUGAAACCAGGGCAAACUAUGAAAUAUCGGAGACCAAUUCUCCCAAGAGAAUAGUGGAAGAAAGUACCCCCAUCACUCUGAAGGGAACAGUUAGCAACAGCCCAACUAGCCCGACACACAAUGCAAAAACAAACAUCUUGACUUCUCCAAGGAAUUUACUGGAAAAGGAUGCCCUGAGUAGACCCAGAAGAAGGGAAAAGAACAGCUCUGCCAGCCCUCGGAUGUCACUGGGAAAGAACAAGCUGACAACUCCCCAGGAAGCACCCUUGCAGCACCUCACAGUCAGCACUGUGACAGGGAACAGCCCAGUAGACACCAAAGCCUCUGCUGCUGCCUGGAGUGUUACGAACCCCUGGCCCCAAUCCCGCUCACCCACCGUCGAAACAGCAUCAGCCACCCUCUGGGAGGUGGCAAAGAAACCUUUCACAGCAUCCAGCACUUCAGUAUCCCCCAAAGUCAGGGCCGUUCUGACCACCCAGGUCCGGCACUGUGUGGUUGUGGAGCCAGCUCCAGCCACACCCCACACCCCAUCCCACAGCCCGACAACGGCCCUGCUCCCAGGGGUGCCUGGUCCCAGUCUCUCAGCACCACUCCCUGGCUGGCCAGAGCCCCACCCCAAGUCAGAGUACCCCCUGGACCUGUUCAGUGUGGAUGAGCGGCGGCAGGGCUGGGUGGUCCUGCAUAUCUUCGGCAUGGUGUAUGUGUUUGUGGCCUUGGCCAUCGUAUGUGAUGAGUACUUUGUCCCAGCCUUGGGCAUCAUCACGGACAAGCUGAAGAUCUCUGAGGAUGUGGCAGGUGCCACAUUCAUGGCUGCUGGAGGCUCUGCCCCGGAGCUCUUCACUUCCCUCAUUGGAGUCUUCAUUUCCCACAGCAACGUGGGCAUCGGUACCAUCGUGGGCUCUGCCGUGUUCAACAUCCUCUUCGUCAUUGGCACCUGCUCCCUCUUCUCCCGGGAGACCCUCAACCUCACCUGGUGGCCGCUGUUCCGUGAUGUCUCCUUCUACACCCUCAACCUGUCCAUGCUCAUUGUCUUCUUCCUGGACAGCCUCAUCGCCUGGUGGGAGAGCCUGCUGCUGCUGCUGGCCUACGCCUUCUACGUGCUCACCAUGAAGCGGAACAAACAGAUUGAGGUCUGGGUGAAGGAGCAGCUCAGCAGGAGGCCAGUAGCCAAGAUCAUGGCUCUGGAGGACCUCAGCAAGCCAGGUGAUGGGGCCACUGCAGCAGAUGAGCACCAGGACCACAGGAAGCUGCAGCUCCAGUCAGUGCUGACCCGAGGGAGCAGCUCAGCCUUGCUGCACAACAGCACCAUCCGUACCACCAUCUACCAGCUUGUGCUCCACAGCCUGGACCCCCUGGGGGAAGCCCGCCCCUCCAAGGACAAGGAGGAGAGGUUGACUCAGGAGGCCAGAGCUCAACCCCAGACCAAAGCAAAGAACAGAGAAGAAGAGGAGGAGCCAGCCAAGCACCUUGCAGUCACGAUCACACCUGCUCCUGCUCCAGACCUCCGGAGAGAUCAGGAGGAGGAUCCUGGCAGCCAGGAGGAUGUGGUUGGAGUGGAGAGGAGAGAUGAAACGACAGGUGAAGAGGGCGAAGUUGAGGAGAAAAGUGGAGGGGAGGCUCAUUCAGAAGAGGAAGGUGAAGUGGAGGCAGGAAAAGGUGAACAUGAAGAUAAAACUGAGAUGGAAGGAAAAAAGCACGCAGGUGACACUGAAGUAGAAGGAAAAGAUGAACAGGAAGAUGAAGGUGAAAUCCAAGCAGAAGAUUGUGAAAUGCAAAGUGAAGCUGAAGCACAAGAAGUCAAGGCUGAAAAUCAAGUCAAAAAUGGGGAGAAAGGUGCAGAUGGUGAAGCGGGGAGUGACGGAGAUGACAGUGAAGAGGAGGAAGAGGAUAAUGAAGAAGAGGAAGAGGAGGGAAAUGAGGAGCCUCUGUCCCUGGACUGGCCCGAGACCAGGCAGAAGCAGGCCAUUUACCUCUUCCUCCUGCCCAUCGUGUUCCCAUUGUGGCUGACGGUGCCUGAUGUCCGGAGGCAGGAGUCUAGGAAGUUUUUUGUUAUUACCUUCCUGGGAUCCAUCAUUUGGAUAGCCAUGUUCUCAUACCUCAUGGUGUGGUGGGCUCACCAGGUUGGUGAAACAAUAGGGAUUUCAGAAGAGAUUAUGGGCUUGACAAUCCUAGCUGCAGGCACAUCAAUUCCUGACCUCAUCACAAGCGUAAUUGUUGCUCGGAAAGGCCUGGGAGACAUGGCUGUGUCAAGCUCAGUGGGAAGUAACAUAUUCGACAUCACUGUGGGCUUGCCGGUCCCUUGGCUGCUUUUCUCCCUUAUCAAUGCGCUGCAGCCUGUUCCAGUCAGUAGCAAUGGUUUGUUCUGUGCAAUUGUUUUGCUUUUCUUCAUGCUUCUGUUUGUCAUCUCUUCAAUUGCAUCAUGCAAAUGGAGAAUGAACAAGAUCCUGGGCUUCACCAUGUUCCUUCUCUACUUUGUGUUCCUGAUAAUCAGUGUGAUGCUAGAAGAUCGCAUCAUAUCCUGUCCCGUGUCUGUCUGAGAUUGCUGCGCACAAAGGACAUAGGUGGGAAGACCAGGUCAGAAGCUACUGGACCUUGUUACAUUAAGGAUGAACACUGCCGGGUGUGGUGGCGCACGCCUGUAAUCCCAGCACUCAGGAGGC